Plutella xylostella (diamondback moth) is the source of this 501-nucleotide messenger RNA. It is a transcript of the gene RpLP2, whose product is annotated as ribosomal protein LP2. NCBI's taxonomy places the organism in Eukaryota, Metazoa, Arthropoda, Insecta, Lepidoptera, Plutellidae. Gene Ontology annotation, molecular function: structural constituent of ribosome. The record is from RefSeq and is marked provisional. Gene Ontology annotation, biological process: cytoplasmic translational elongation; translation. Gene Ontology annotation, cellular component: ribosome; cytosolic large ribosomal subunit.
AUUUCGUUCAAGUUGAACGUUUUGUUUACGGCAUUACACGUUUCGUGUCUCAGCGACUUAAAAAAUGCGUUACGUGGCCGCGUAUUUACUGGCUGUGCUCGGAGGCAAGGCUGCCCCGGCCGCCGCUGAUGUGGAGAAGAUCCUCAGCUCCGUGGGCAUUGAAGCCGACGGAGAGAAGCUGAAGAAGGUCAUCUCUGAACUCAACGGCAAGACUGUCGAAGAGCUGAUCGCUCAGGGUCGCGAGAAGCUGUCCUCCAUGCCUGUGGGAGGCGCCGCAGCCCCCGCCGCGGCCGCCGCCCCUGCUGCUGCUGCUGCCGAGAAGAAGGAGGACAAGAAGGAGGCCAAGAAAGAGGAGUCGGAGGAUGAGGACGAGGACAUGGGCUUCGGUCUCUUCGACUAGACAAAACAUGUGGGGUGAACUCGCAGUGCGCGGUUAUUUUCCAAUAUUUUGUUGUAAGCAUAACAUAGCAAGUAUGUUUCUAUGAAAUAUAUUUGUUAUAC